This is a messenger RNA of Rhododendron vialii, 2329 nucleotides long. Its product is annotated as proteasome subunit alpha type-5-like. Gene Ontology annotation, cellular component: nucleus; proteasome core complex; proteasome core complex, alpha-subunit complex. The record is from RefSeq and is a predicted model, not a curated record. Lineage: Eukaryota; Viridiplantae; Streptophyta; Magnoliopsida; Ericales; Ericaceae. Bases 976 to 2025 code for a protein of 349 amino acids. The transcript is spliced from 12 exons.
AAUGUUUGCGCCACUAAAUCAACAGAACAAACCAAAAAUAUUGCUUAUGGUUUCUUUCUUUUGGUGAGAUUACGUGGUCCCUACACUAUUUCGACCAAUAAGAGAAUGGGUAAAGUUCACCCUUUUCAAGGGGGGAGAACAGAAUCGUACCCAUGUGUAAUCCAAAGGGAAGGUCUAUUAACACCACCAUUCUUACAACCAUUCGUACAACGCGCUUAUGUGGCAUUAAUUAAUUCGAGAAUUGGUUCAAAGAAAAGAAUUACAAAGCAUUUACUUCCCCGUAUCCAAAAGGUCUACAUAUAACUAACUUAGCACCCUUAGCUGGCAAGGGGGCAGAGCGGGAAAAGAAGAUGUUCAAUUCAUACCUGAUAUAAACUUCAACUUCACCCCAUCUUCAAGAAUCAAGAACAAGUCUCUAGCCUUUGCCCCUCUCUUCUGCUUCGCUCUCUACAAAACUAAACCCAAAAAAAAACCCCUAAAUCAUUCUCUCCUCUCUCACAUCACCAAUGGCUCUCUACCCACCUUCAAUCCAUCCUAAAGCCUUUCUUAAAGCCCUCUCUAGGCUAAUCGAGGAUGAAACCAUCAUUCGAGCCAAUGACACCUAUCUAGGAACCAUGGGGUCCGAUACCGACUUAUUCUUCCAAGACAUAACGUUGCGUUUUCCCAAUCAUGUUUGCCUCCGGGCGGCCAACCUACUGCAACGUUCGCCCAACCGGGGGAUAAGGUUCUCGGCCUUGUUGUACGUGCGGCGAAUCGCGACUCCGGGACGGUGGUUCCUCCUGAAUCGCCUCAAAACGACAACUCUGCUACACUUGAAACAGAUACUCCUAUUUUCACUUACUAACGAAACGGACGUUGAGAUGAAAGGAAUCCUCGUGAAAACCGCAAUCGAAGUAGCACGGCCCGAUCUCCCUUCAAAACUUUGGGCCCUGUUGGGCCAGGCCCAAGAUAAUACAGAUUGGUCUGUUUCUGGUGAUGAUGAACCGGUUGGUGAUGGGCCGUCUGAACCGGUUGCUGAAGGGUUGUCUGAAUCGGUUGGUCUCCGUCUCCGACCAGUUGGCCAAUGUAGCCCUGAUUGCGCUGGCGAACCAACUCGUACGAAAUUGGGAUAUUGAAACAGCUGCAGAGAGAAUCGAUGCGCUCAAAAUUUGUUAUGAUGUCGCAAUGCGAUGCCAAGUUGAAGACUUCAGAUAUUAUGAAAGAUUGCUACCCUACUUUAUCAGGGGUUGCAAUGACAUACACCCAUCCAUUAGAAUGAUAGCUGUACGUGGGAUUAGUAUUUGUGGACAGUUUGGCGGGUCUCUUUCUAAACCUAUCAUCAAAGAGGCUCGUACUUGUCUAGAAGAUCUAGCACUAGAUCCAGUGGAUUAUAAAGUUGCUGUUUGUGUACAUAAAGAAAUAUGCCAUCUGCUUGAGCUGGGAUCCACCGCACUCGGGUUGAAGACAAAGGAAGGAGUUGUGCUUGCUGUCGAGAAGCGUAUUGCUUCACCACUCUUGGAGCCCAGUAGUGUGAAGAAAAUUAUGCAAAUUGAUGAUCAUAUUGGAUGUGCAAUGAGCGGGUUGAUUGCUGAUGCUCAUAAACUUGUCAAACAUGCACGAGUGAAAACUAAGAACCAUAGGUUUUCAUAUGGUAAGCCAAUGACUGUUGAGUCUACAACACAAGCUCUGGCCCUGCGAUUUGGUGAAGGGGAUGAAGAGUCUAUGUCACGACCAUUUGGAGUGUCUCUUCUCGUUGCUGGCCAUGAUGAGUAUGGUCCUAGCUUAUACUAUACAGAUCCAUCAGGCACUUUCUGGCAAUGCAAUGCAAAAGCUAUUGGAUCAGGUUCUGAACGUGCUGACAGUUAUCUGCAGGAGCAGUAUAACAAGGACAUUACACUUAAAGAAGCAGAAACAAUAACUCUUUCCAUCCUGAAACAAGUUAUUGAAGAGAAGGUUACCCCAAAUAAUGUCGACAUUGCAAAGGUUGCUCCGAUUUAUCAUCUGUACACCCCAUCUGAGGUUGAGGCUGUCAUAAGUCGCUCAUGAGAGGAAAAAAUCCCAUCAAGACCUUCCAGACAUUAGUUGGCCUUUUAUCGGUGCUACUUAUACAUGAAUUUGAGACAACACUGCUGAGCUUAUGAUUUUAGUUUCUCCAGUCAUCGGAUUUGAGCAGAUAACUGUUUUUAGAUUGUUACUCAAACUAUGUACUCUGAUCGAUGUGAAACAUUUUUUCUCAGGAUAAUAAACUCCACGGGCUGUGUUGGAUUUUGUAAGACUGUCUGUAUGUCGUCCUUAAUCCCUAGGGAUUUGUGCUUUAUAUUGUGAGCAGUGCAACUAGCCAUUCGAAACA